Molecule: messenger RNA, 849 nt
Organism: Parnassius apollo (apollo)
Lineage: Eukaryota; Metazoa; Arthropoda; Insecta; Lepidoptera; Papilionidae
Source: the annotation of a GenBank genome assembly
AUGGCUAGAUAUAAAAGUUUUGAAGUUGGUCUCUAUAAUAAUGCUGGGUCAAUAAGAAGCAAAAUAGACGAGUUUCAGGUUGCCUUACUACGUGACUCUGCUGAUAUUAUGGCAAUUAACGAAACAUGGCUGCAGACAGGUGACGAUGUAAGUGCCCCAUUAGUUCCUCGAUAUAGCUUCCGUCAUAUUCCUGGAUCGUGUAACAUGUCAAGAACUAGGGGCGAAGGUGUAGGUUUCUACAUUAGACUAGGGGUAAGUGCUCGUUCCUGUCCACAUAUUAACAAAUUUACUGAAGUUGAGCAACAAUGGAUAUCGGUAACCAUAAACAAGACUAGAAUAUUAAUUGGUACAGCAUAUCGACCACAAUGGGUCAAUGUGGAUAAUUUUCUUGGUUCUCUCACCGACACUUUGACUUCACAAACCAACUUUGAUUAUUUUAUAUUAUUAGGCGAUUUUAACAUUAACAUUUUGGAUACUAAUGACAGUAAAACUCUUCGUCCUAAACAAUUUUUGACCUAUACUAAUUCAAGUAACUGUAUUUCAGAACCUACACACUUCACACGAGAUAGUGCAACGUUAAUUGAAUUAGUUAUCACGGAUGCACGUGUUACAAAUACAUUUGUUAAACACACACCAAAAUUAGGAGGGCACGCUUUUGUUUUGGUUGACUUCCAUUUUAAAAAACCUAAGAUAGCACCAAUACAACAAAUUAUAAGACCUAUUAAAAGUAUCAAUAUGCUUGCUUUUCUAUCAGAUCUCGAAGCUAUAAAUUGGGAUACUAUCAUAGGGUUUAGCUGUGUCAAUCAAAUGGUAUCUGAGUUUUCCAAAAAAAAAUUUGGAAUUAUUUGA